CUUUUUUUAACACAUUAUUUUAUAAUUUUUCUACAUAACAGCAUGGCUUAAAUAAAACGAUGUUUAUUCUUAUAUUUACAGAUAUCCAACUCUUGCCUGUGUGAUCUGGUGCUCUGCUGGUUUGUCAGCUGUCACAAGCGAUAUUUGCACUAUAUCUGUGAUUCUCUGAUCUACAACAUUUAUACAUAUAGUUAUUUAAUUUAUAAAGACACACAUAACCUAUUGAUAAUUGUCACACAUUUACAGAUUACACACACACACAGAACUACAUACACUCACGCGCACACUCACACACAGUUUUUUUUAAAUAAAAGUUGCCCAUCUCACUGCCAAGAUGCCCCGUGCGAAGUCCCACCGUCGUGCUCAAGCAGCCAAGCGGAGGAUUGCGGAGCGGCAGUCUUGGACCCCUGGGCCACCCAUCCCCGAGUUUGUUGCUCGGCGCGGUACUGGUUACCGCCAUCGUGUGCGGAGAUGGCGAACUUCCGAGCUGACCCACCGUCCCAUCAAGUUCGUCACUCCAGCACAGCGUCCGGAGCAGCAGCAGAUGGUGUUCGUCGUUGGAGACUCUCACCUGCGGGCCAUCGUGGACGGAUUUGUAAGUAUGCCACAGGGAUCUUUGUCUUUUUCUUUUCUCUCUGUUCCAGGUGGAGCGGCAGCUGACCUGAGGACAGAGGUGAUGCAUGCUUCCCUCCCGUGGACCCCGGACGCGGUCUGUGUGUGUGCCCCGAGCAACAACCUCACUGCCAGCAGGACCAUUGGUGAGGCAGCGUUGGACUUUGGUGCUCUCCUGACCACUGUCUGCAACCUCUGGCCCAAGGUGUUUGUGCUGGACUUCCCUCCACGCAUCAACACUGAUCCGGGCCUGCAGGACCUGCUGCGUCAGGAGUACCACCGUGUCACAGCACGCAUGGGUCUCCCAUAUGUGUCUGUGGCAGAGCACCUCCCCCUGCAUCGGUUGGAGCUGUGGUGCCACGACGGUGUGCACCUCAGCGACACCGAUGGCAUGCCGGUCAUGGUGGAGGUGCUGUGGGAUGCUGCGGUCCGCCAGCUGGUACCCCCUCCACCUGAGCCUCGGGUGUCUCCUCGGACGUCACCGCGUACCAGGGUUUCCCCCAGGCUGGUUGUGACGGGACAUGUUCCCGUGCCUCGUCACAGCGACCCCUGGGAGUGGACAGUUGUUGGACGGGAGUGCAAGGCUGGAACACCUACGGUGCGACAGUCUGUCAUCCCGUCCAACCCUGUGUGGUUCAGCGGUGCCAUGUUGGAUGCCAUGGAGAAGGUUUCGCCUUCUUCUGCCUCUGACUGCACUGCUGCUCCAGCAGCUGGCCAGGCUUCCCCUGUGAAGCGUCAGACGAGAGGUGUUGCCAGGAGGAGCAGAGGAGGAAAGCGGCAGGUGCUGCCAACACCUUCACCUGCACGUGUGAUCGAGUCUGCCUCCAGGCCCAGCCCAGCAGUGCAGCAGGUGGAGGCCGUGUCCCAGGAGUUCCUGGAGGGGUCUGCGGUGCCAUUGUGUGCUGGUGUGGUGCCAGAGGUGGUGUUGGGGGAGGAGGAGGUUGCUGCAGCUUGCCCUGCCAUGCCGAUGGAGUCCACCGUCGAGGAGGGAGCACGAAUGCCACAGAAGAUCAGCAAAGCUAAGUCUAGUUUUUCUCCUUGUUUUUCUGUUUCAGAUGAUAAAGCAGCUCAGUUAUGUUCCAACAGCAAUGUUGUGGCAAUGGUGGCUAAGAAUAGCAGAGGAAUUAAGCUAGUAAAGGUUGUAAGGGGGUCAUUUCACCAAGGAGAUGAGCAGUUUAAAUAUGGAGGAUUGCAGUGUAUGGCAAUAGCUUUUGUCAGCUUAGCCAAACACACGGUGAGCAGUGUGUUUUCGUGGAAGAGGCAUGAUCUGGAUCGCGCAUUGGUUGUAGGUGAUGAGUUGUACAGCAGUUUGCGUGACCAUGGCAUCUUUAUGCAUCAGUCGGGUCUUUUGUCUGUUCCAGAUUUGCCACAGCAGUUAGUGAUUGAUGGACAGGUGCGUAACUUUACUUUUGGCGAUGUGGUAUUUGGUGAAGUAGGUGUGACUGAUGGUGAACUAGUUGACUUUGGUGUGUUUGUCAGUCUACGCAAUGGACUGGAGAGGAUCUUCAGUCAGUACAGCGCAUGUCUUCUGACACUGUGUGGUAACACUUCUGCCAUCAUCUGUGAGAAUGGACAUUUCGCUGUGGUCGACAGUCACUCACGCAGUAACUUUGGCUUGUUACACUGCAACGGUACAAGUGUGGUUUUGCAUUUUGCAUGUCUCGAUGAAUUGCACCACUACAUCUGUUGUUUCGCAGACAGUGUCAGCUCAAGUCAGAAGCUGUACGAACUGUGUGGUGUUAGUGUUAGUGGUGGUGUAAGUCCAGUACCGUCUGGUAUUUCUGUGGAGAGUUGUAUCAUUGAUAUGAGUACAGUGCCAACACCAGAGCCUAGCGUAGCUGCGAGUGUAUCAGUGUCUGUCCAGACUUUAGCCAUUGAGGUUAGCAGCGGUUCAGAGGAAGAACCAACAAGUACUUAUGGCAGAAAACGCAAGAUUUCUUCUCACACCUGCAUGUCGAAGAAAUCAAAGAGGCUUAAUGUUAGUCAAAUUAACUCAGAUGUAGAAUUUAUUAGUGCUGUGAGGAAUGAAGAGCUGGUCUUCUGUCCUCUUAGUGUAGAUGUUUGUCAGGUUUUGUGUACAAAAUUAAAUGUUGACUUUGUGAAGGUCACUGGUCCUGUGUCCAAAGAAGUUGGGUUGACAGGUGUCCCAUGUAGGAAUGAGAAGAUCGUGGCUGAUGGUAACUGCUUCUUCAGAGCCAUCUCUCAGGCUGUGAGUGGUUCACAGAAGCACCAUCGUAAGAUUAGACUGGCAGUAUGUAAAGAGCUGGAGAGGAAUGCAGGUAAAUACCAGAGUAUUUUGAGGAGUGACUAUUCCUCUGUGUUAGAGUACAUUCAUCAGUCCAGGAUGAGAACCGUUAACACUUGGGCCACAGAGGUGGAAAUACAGGUUACUGCAGAUUGGUUAGGAGUUAGUGUGUGUACAUUUUAUGGUGGACGUUGGCUGAAGUACACCAGUGACAAUGACCUUUUGUCUGCAGAGUGCAUUUAUUUAGAGAACAUCAUGGACAAGCAUUUUGAGAAUGUUGUUUGUGUUUGUAAGCCUGGACUACACACUUGUUACGGUUACUGUAAAGUUAAUGAAGUGACAGGUUACAGCAUUAGGUCUAGAAUGAAGGAUAUUGUAGACGGUGACAAGGCAGCAGUAGCAUGUAAAUUAGAAUGUGUAGUUUCUGAUAAAGGUGUUGAUAGUGCUGAUGUUGUGAAGGAUGCUACUGACGUAAAAUCAAGUAGUAAGUCAUUGAGGUCAAAGUAUAUGAGCCAUAAGAAAACGACACAGGAGAAAUUGAACAUGUUGAUAAGGGAGAAACGUCAGUUAAGGAUUAGAAAGAUGUAUCAUGAAAAUGUGCUGUUUAGGGAAAGGGCAAAAUUAUGGAGUGUAGCAAACUAUCAUAAAAAUAUACCACAUAGAGAGAGUGUUAAAGCCAAGAGUAAAUUAAACAGUAUUGUGAAAUAUAAAGACAACUUCCAGCAUAGAGAGAAUGUUAAAGGCAAGAGUAUGUUGAAAUAUAGAGACAACUUCCAGCAUAGAGAGACUGUUAAAGCUAAGAGUAAAGUACAUAGUAUGGUGAACUAUAGAGACAGCAUCAAGCAUAGACAGAAGGUUAAAGAAAGGAGUAGAGAACUGAGGAAAAGAAAGUAUCAUGAUAGUUCUGAGUUUAAGCAGCAAGUUAUUGCCAGUGUUGUGUUUAGUAGGAAGCAGAAGACAGAGAAGUCAGAAGAUUUUGGUUUUGUUAUGCAUCAGUUUUUAGAGAAAGUCAGAGAUGGGCCACAUUUUGUGUGUUGUGUUUGUCAUCGGUUGAUGUUUAGAUCUCAAUUGCUGAGUUGUGAUAGGGAAGUGUAUACUAGAAGUUCAGCAACAGCUGGCAUUGCAGAAACAUGCAUUAGUGAGAAGUUUUUGCAUAGGUGUUCUGAUGACUGUGUUGUGCCUUGUCAGUUGGUUUCAUCUAGAGGGCAGCUUUGGAUUUGUUAUACCUGUCACAAUAAGAUAAGUAAAGGUCAGAUACCAGCUGAAUGUUGGGUUAAUACUUUGAUGCUUGAUCCCAUUCCACCUGAACUGGCAUGUUUGAAUAGUUUAGAACAACACCUGAUAGCUCUGCACAUUCCGUUUAUGAAAAUGUUGGCAUUGCCUAAAGGAGGACAGAAUGGAGUACAUGGUCCGAUUACAUGUGUUCCAGCCAACGUAGUGCAGACGACUAAUGUGUUGCCACGUUGUAGCAUGGAAGGGUCUUUGCUACAGGUGAAAUUAAAGCGUAAAUUGACGUUUAAAGGACAUUACGAGUAUCAGUUUGUGGAUACUUCACGUGUAAGACAGGCGCUAGAGUAUUUAAAGAGGACUAAUAUGUAUUACAAUGACAUUGAGUUUAAUGAAGAGUGGGUGAAUGAGUUUUGUAUGCAAAAAGAUGGGGAGAAUGAGGAGGAGCAGCCAGCCAGUGAGGAUGAAGCUGUCGUAGAAAAGGUAGAGGCCUGUCAGGAUGAUCAGGUUGUUAGUCAUUGUCAGGUGACAACUCAGGCAGGUGGUGAGGUCACAGAACAGGCUGUAGUUGAUGGUGUAGAAGAAACAUCAGAGAUAAUACAAGAUGAAUUGUUACAUGACAGACAGCAGCACUGCAUGUUUCAGGACACUUGUCUUAUGCCUAUAGAUAUUGGUCAGGAAGCAUUAGACCAGUAUUUUGAUGAUAUUGUAAACAUUGCGCCUGCAGAGGGGAAUAGUCCAGUUAGGGUGCUUUCUGACCACACGAAUGAGGCUAAAUGUUUCCCUGUGUUGUUUCCUCUUGGUAGUAAGACUUUCCAUGACAGCCGCUCAUAUCGCCUAACGUUGUCUCGUUACUUUAAUAACAGGAUUAUGCAUGCGGACGGUCGUUUUGCACGUAAUGUAGAAUACAUUUUCUUUGCCCAAUACAUGUCAGAGAUAGAUCGUGUGUCAUCGAGUGUUUCUGUUGCGUUGCGCAAGGGUAAAGGUGGACAGAAGUCGCAAAGGAUUAGUCCAGAAAUGUUGAUGGACGAGGAGUCUUUGAAGCAGUUGUUAAAGUGCGAUGAGGGUUAUAGGUUUCUUAAGCCAAUUAGAGGAACUCCAGCUUUUUGGCAGUCAGUUCAGAAAGACAUCUUAGCCUGCAUACGUCAGUUGGGGAUCCUGACAUGGUUUUGCUCGUUUUCCUCUGCGGAUCUGCGCUGGCAGAAUCUUUUGACCACUAUUCUAAAACAGGAAGGCAGGACACAGACUGUAGAGGAUUUGGAGUGGGCAGACAGGUGUGAGUUGUUGCGUCGUAACCCGGUCACAGCUGCGAGGAUGUUUGACUACAGAUGGCAUUGUUUCUUGAACGAGGUUCUCAUGUCUCCUUCCCAACCAAUUGGCAAAAUCAUUGAUCACUUUUAUAGGGUAGAAUUUCAGCAGCGCGGUUCUCCUCAUGUACACUGUCUGUUUUGGAUUGAGGGUGCUCCCCAAAUUGAUAAAAACACAGAAGAGGAGGUCGUUGAGUUCAUAGAUAAAUAUGUUACAUGCGAGUUACCCUCAGAUGAUGAUACAUUAUUGGACAUUGUGUCAUCAGUUCAAACACACUCGAAACGACAUUCUAAAUCAUGCAGGAAAAAGAAAACAACAUGUCGGUUUAAUUUCCCAAAACCUGUUUCAUCUAGGACGUUUGUUUGUAAAAUAGAGACAAAAGACUGCAAAUGUGAUCAUAAGGUGAAGGAGACCAUGAACGAUCCUGGUUCAAAGAACCAUCCUGUCUGUAAGUGUUUUGAUGAUGAUUUGAUGCCAAAAGAGAGGGCACAGUAUAUUUUGCAAAAUGUUAAGACAGCUGUUAAGAAAGCUCAGGAAGAAGAAGUGAGUUUUGUCAGUGUAGAGCAUUUGUUUCAGACUCUAGGCAUCAAUCAGGGCAUCUUUGAAGAGGCUUAUAGAAGAUUGGAAAGAAAGAGCACGGUGGUUUAUAGGAGAGGGGUGAACGAAGUUUGGGUAAACCAGUAUAGUAAGCAGUUGUUGAAGUGCUGGAAUGCAAAUUUGGACAUUAGCUUUGUCACCGACGCCUAUGCAGUCGUCAUCUAUAUCAUAUCUUAUAUUACGAAAGCAGAGAGAGAAAUUGGCCUAUUAUUGAGUAACGCCCAAAAAGAAGCAGCAAAACAAGGAAAUCUCUCUGCUAAAGAAGCAUUAAAAAAGCUAGGCAGUGUAUAUUUACACAACAGGGACGUCUGUGCUCAGGAGGCGGUGUAUAGGCUAACCAACAUGCAUCUGAAGGAGUGUUCCAGAAAGGUUGUGUUUGUGCCAACUGGGAACAACAUAGUGAAGAUGAGUUUACCCCUCAGUGUUUUGAAACAGAGAACAGAUUGUACUGAGCUUAAGACAGAGGACAUGUGGAUGCCUGGCAUAGUGGACAGGUAUAGGAACAGGCCUGACUGAUGUCUUUGAU
Molecule: messenger RNA, 6515 nt
Organism: Thunnus maccoyii (southern bluefin tuna)
Lineage: Eukaryota; Metazoa; Chordata; Actinopteri; Scombriformes; Scombridae
Exons: 11
Coding region: 335-6505 (2056 amino acids)
Source: RefSeq, a predicted model, not a curated record